AUGAAAGGCGUUUUACCUCUUCUGCUUGCUUUCGCCGCUCUCUAUCGCAUAGCAGCCAAUGCCAAGCUUCAAGCGCUCUCUGCGAAAAUCGUACCACGGGCAGAUGGCGUGGUUGUCCUCGAUCUUACUAGGUCCACCUCGGUAGGAGGGCUCAUGGUGGACACGAAAAUUGGGACACCGGGGCAAUAUGUUCAACUGCUCAUAGCGACCGACGUUUCACACAAUCGGGUCCCUUCCACCAAUGGCGAGAAGUGCUUGGAUGAGGGUUGUGCUGGCGGAGCUUUCAAUCCAGCCAGAUCUUCGACUUACCGGCUGCUUGUCGAGGGAUACGAGGAGACCACCACUACGAACUUGGUGAUGAAUCUAGCAACCGAGACAGUCACUGUUGGCAACCUCUCUGCUUCCAACAUAACGAUGAUUGUGACUGAUGUUCGGGAAAUCCAAGCCAGACCGGGCACGAUAACGUUGGGAUACCAGGCAGGGCCCGAUAACUACCAAAUUGGCACCGGGCUGCUUGGAUCCCUCGUAGGGAAUGGGCUGAUCAGGACGCAAGCAUUCGGUAUCUGGGUUAAUGACACUGCUUUUGGUGCCAACGCAGGGUCCUUGACGUUGGGAGCCAUCGAUACUGAAAAGUACUAUGGGAGCCUGUCUCUUCUGACGGCCGUGGACACGGAAGAACCGCUUACUGGGCGUUUCCGAGUGGUACUAUCGUCGUUGACAGCUACCAGCUCCACCGGCACCGAUGAGCUCGCGUCAGCAAUCCCGUUCGCUAUAAACUUCAAGCCCGAGGCGUACUUCAGCAUGCUUCCCAUCGACCUGGCCUCCGAGAUCUGGCAGGUUGUCGGUGCAACUUACAACGCAUCCAUGCACGUGGCGCUUACUUCGUGUCGCAUGAGGGAUAGCCAAGGUCACUUGACUUUCGGGUUUGGCGGACCCCAGGGUCCGCGCAUCACCGUUGCCAUGCGCCAUCUGGUGGUACCGAUCCUGUUCUUCCCGACCAACCUGACCAGCACCAGUGGUGAUGACCUAUGUGCCAUCUCGGUUGUCAGUACCGGCGAUAGUUACGAAGUUAGGCUCGGAACGAGCUUCCUUUCGGCGGCGUAUGUGGUCUGGGAUAUGUACAACAAAAAGAUAGCUGUUGCGCAGGCAAGAUGGACAGACGAGUCCAACCUGGUCGUCUUUGACGGCCAGGCCGCGCCCAUCCCCUUGGCUACAUCCCCACCAAACGAGAUGACCACCGUACCCCAAUCCCCUACCGCAACUCUGGCGGCAGUAACCACAAAGACAUAUGCCGCCGCGGCAGUGGUCGCUGCCGCCAAGAAUGCUUCACGUUUUAAGGCCCUUCCGCUAGUCGAGUCGCCUACAUUGGGCAACUUAGUGAGCAAACAUGGGGACGGGGAAAAGACGAGCUGGAAAAUAUGA
Messenger RNA from Pseudomassariella vexata, 1422 nucleotides. Its product is annotated as aspartic peptidase domain-containing protein. The coding region runs from base 1 to 1422 and encodes 473 amino acids. The record is from RefSeq and is a predicted model, not a curated record. Lineage: Eukaryota; Fungi; Ascomycota; Sordariomycetes; Amphisphaeriales; Pseudomassariaceae. The transcript has 4 exons. Gene Ontology annotation, molecular function: aspartic-type endopeptidase activity. Gene Ontology annotation, biological process: proteolysis.